Colletotrichum lupini is the source of this 3147-nucleotide messenger RNA. Its product is annotated as fungal specific transcription factor domain-containing protein. The transcript has 6 exons. The record is from RefSeq and is a predicted model, not a curated record. Lineage: Eukaryota; Fungi; Ascomycota; Sordariomycetes; Glomerellales; Glomerellaceae. Gene Ontology annotation, biological process: regulation of DNA-templated transcription; DNA-templated transcription. Gene Ontology annotation, molecular function: DNA-binding transcription factor activity, RNA polymerase II-specific; zinc ion binding; DNA binding. Bases 1 to 3147 code for a protein of 1048 amino acids.
AUGAAAAAAGUGUUUUGGCGGAGUGCCUCUUGCAGUCUGCCGUACUCACCCCCCCUCCACCCGCAUCCGCAUCCGCACCCGCACACGCACCCGCACCCACGCCACCUGAACAAUUCUCGUACACAUCAGAAGCACCAGAAGAAGUACCAGAAGCCUUACCAGCGUCAGCAGCAGCAGGGCCACUACCUCCAACACCAACACCACGCCCACUCCCCGUACCCAGCCGGCCAGGCCAGCCACCAGCACCACCACCAUAAUCACCAGGCUCCGCUGCCUCCGUCCAUCCCAGUCUCGGUCUCAGUCCCAGCACCACCAACAACAGCACCACCAGCACAAACACAUCCAGAGCCUGCGCCAGAGCCAGACGUUGUUGCGCCUGGGCCACCAGAGCCAGUGACUCGGCCGCUGCCACACCUGUUCCCUCCCACUGGCCCUCCUCCCAUUACUAGUCGACCCGAGAAAUUCGUCGACGAACCUCUUCACCAUUACCCUCACGACUCCGUCGCAGCUCACGCUUCACGGUCGCCCAUGGAUGUCGAUAUGUCGUCGACCGACCUUUCGGCUCAGCAGCAGCAACAGCAGCAGCAGCUAAACCAGCAACAAUCACCACAAAAAUCAGAGUCGCCAUCACAGGCCCCAGGAACCUCUACCAAUCCAGCUGGCGCGAGUCCCAACGCUCAAGGUAGCUCUGCUGCUGCUGCCGCCGCGGCCGCGGCCGCCGCGAACCACUUGAGUUUUCGCAGGCAACGAGCUUCUAGAGCUUGCGAGACAUGUCACGCCCGCAAGGUACGAUGCGACGCCGCGAGUCUCGGUGUGCCCUGCACAAACUGCGUAGCCUUCCAAAUAGAAUGUCGCAUUCCGACCCCAAAGCGCAAGAAGACUACGAAUGCCAGAACGAACAAGGACUCGGACAGGUCUGCCUCAGCUUCGCCGUUUCCACAUGCUCCCAGUCAUGGGCUAACUGAGGUGUGCUCCAGCGAGAAAGGAGAUAAUGCUGAAGAGCGUUCACCGAGAGCUCCCAGUGUUCCUGCGCCAGGACCUGGGACCUUCCCGCCGCGGACUCCUGCUGUCUAUCACACCACAGAUGGCACGCCGUCGUCCACCUAUACCGAGUCGCAAGCCCGAAAGGAGGAAGUCGAUAGUGGCACUUAUCUCAACCUGGUGAUGAAACCAAAGUUCACGAGAGCCCCUAUAACGGAUGCUGGCAGGGUCGCGUACCUCGGAGAGUCGUCCAAUUUGACGUUGCUUGUACACGAUCGACAAGGCUCCUCAGACGUAGUGCACUAUCCUCUACCCGAAAAUGUGAGGGGUUCCAGGGCCCGAUUGACCGAGCUGGACAACGUCGAAAUCGAUAUCCUGCACCAACGCGGCGCCUUCCUUCUACCGCCCAGAUCUUUAUGCGACGAGCUUAUCGACUCCUACUUCAAAUGGAUCCAUCCGAUCGUUCCGGUCAUCAACCGUACCCGCUUCAUGCGACAGUAUCGCGACCCCAAGAACCCGCCGUCCCUUUUAUUACUGCAGGCUGUGCUGCUGGCCGGCUCAAGAGUCUGCACGAAUCCACAGCUGAUGGAUGCCAAUGGUUCGACGACGCCCGCUGCCCUGACCUUCUACAAAAGGGCAAAGGCGCUCUACGAUGCCAACUACGAAGACGAUCGGGUGACCAUUGUGCAGUCAUUAUUGUUGAUGGGGUGGUACUGGGAAGGACCUGAAGAUGUCACCAAGAACGUUUUUUAUUGGAGUCGAGUCGCCACCAUCGUUGCUCAGGGUUCUGGAAUGCAUCGAAGUGUUGAGCAGUCACAACUCAGCCGCUCCGACAAGAGGCUGUGGAAACGAAUCUGGUGGACUCUCUUUACACGAGACAGGUCUGUUGCCGUUGCUCUCGGCCGACCAGUUCACAUCAACCUCGACGACUCCGACGUCGAGAUGCUCACUGAGGAUGACUUUAUCGAGGAUGAUGGCGACCGUAACAGCGAGUACCCUCCAGAUCCCAUACACGUGCAGUUCUUCAUGCAGUACGUCAAGCUUUGCGAAAUCAUGGGCCUGGUGCUGUCUCAGCAGUACUCGGUAGCCUCCAAAGGACGACAGAGAAACGCCAUCGACUUGACCCAUAGCGAUAUGGCUCUCGCCGAUUGGCUCCAAAAUUGCCCAAAGAUCGUGUACUGGGAGGUUGCUCGGCAUCACUUUUGGUCAGCCCUGCUACACUCGAAUUACUACACAACACUGUGCCUCUUACACAGAGCUCACAUGCCGCCAAAUGGAGGCAGUCGUUUCCCUGACGAUUCUCCAUAUCCUUCACGAAACAUUGCGUUCCAAGCCGCGGCUAUGAUCACCUCUAUCAUCGAGAACUUGGCAGCUCAUGGCGAACUUCGAUUCUGUCCGGCAUUUGUUGUGUACAGCUUGUUUUCGGCCCUGAUCAUGCACGUCUACCAAAUGCGGUCGCCGGUCCCAUCGAUUCAGCAGGUAACCCAGGACAGGUUAAGAACAUGCAUGCAGGCCCUCAAGGAAGUGUCGCGAGUUUGGCUGGUAGGAAAGAUGGUGUAUACCUUAUUUGAGUCCAUCAUAGGAAACAAAGUGCUCGAGGAACGGCUGCAGAAGGCUGCGGGUAAGAGGCACAGGAAAGCGCAACAGGCGUUGGCACAGCUGGAGCAGCAACAGCGGCCGCAGGACGUUGCCAAGAGGAAGUACGACGACAUGGCGAUCGACUUCAGCGUCAAUACUCCAACGCCUCAAGAGUCUUAUGAAAGAUCGCGUCCGCAGACCCCUAGCCAUAUGAAGGGCGACGGAGGUUCAAAUCAGCAGACGAUGCCGCCUCCGAUCACAUCACCCAAUGCGAGACAGAACGCAGACACGUUCAUGGGCGGAACCUCCUCUAGGCCACAGACCAGACCAGCGACGCCCUUCAACCCUUCAUUCUCGGUGCCGGCCACACCGCCAGACCUGUAUCUUGUUACACGUAACUCGCCGAAUAUUUCUCAGUCCUUGUGGGAAAACUUCCAACCCGACCAGCUUUUCCCAGACAGCGCAAGAUCAGCUCAAGGGCAACCUGUUCCAAACACGCUCAAUGUUGAAGAUUGGUUCCAAUUCUUUGGUAUCAAUAACGGUGACCUGGCUAGCAUGAAUCUUGAUUUGGGGUUAGGACCCCAGUAG